This is a messenger RNA of Pieris napi, 7339 nucleotides long. It is a transcript of the gene hob, whose product is annotated as protein KIAA0100. The coding region runs from base 111 to 6680 and encodes 2189 amino acids. The transcript is spliced from 38 exons. Lineage: Eukaryota; Metazoa; Arthropoda; Insecta; Lepidoptera; Pieridae. The record is from RefSeq and is a predicted model, not a curated record.
UACGGAUUACGGGAAAACGCCGAUUAGCGAGAUGCUAAUUUAUUGUAAAAAUAUAUUUUUUAUUUAAUUACCCAAUAUAUAAAUGAGAUAUUUUAAACAAUUAUAGUACAAUGAAUUUUAUUUUGAUUUUAUGUCUGGGGUUUAUCAUUAUUUACUCUUGUGUUUCGUGGUUGUUACCAACACUUCUAUCAUGGCUAUUUAAACGGAAAUAUCAUAUUAAACUUAAGAUUGGAAGUAUAGCUGUACUAAAACUAAUUUUGCGAGAUGUGAGCUUAUCUAAGGAUGGGUACUCUGUUCAUAUUGAUGAAAUAUCAUUCCGUAGUAGUUGUUUUAACUCAGAGAUCAACAAACUUGUCUCAGUUGUAAUAAAAUCUCUAAAGGUAACAAAUAAUGCAGAAGAGAAAAGAAAUGCAGUUGUAGAGACCAUUUUAAAACCUCUCCUCUCAAAACAAAAUUCUUACUCACGAGUAGAGAAUUUGGAAACAGAAGUAUCUGGGCAGAUAGAAGAUCAUCAGCAUUAUUCACUUAAACACCAAAAGUUAUUGGAAUUCAGAGAUAAAAAACUGCCUCCAAGUUUAAUUAUGUUUGCACAGUUUAUGGGUGUACAUAUAUUUAAUGCCUCUAUCACAAUACAUGACUGUGGAAAUGACUGGUAUCUCCAUACAACAGCAUCAGAGGUUCAUGCAGAUGGAGCAGCUGGAGGCCCAGCUCGAGCCCUGGUCUUCUCAGCUAAUAUAAGUGAUGCUAAGGCUAGAAUAAUUUCUGGGAGAAAUGCUUUAGCAGAGGCUGCUGGUAGUAUUCUUGUGGAAGGCACUGUUAAAGCUGACAGUCCUUUAAAUGUUGAGAAAAUACAUACAGUGAUAAGUAAUCCAACAGUGGUGCUACAAGAUGAUCUGUAUGACUUUUUACAAAGAAAUAAAAAGACCAAGUUAGUGGCUCCAUCUCCUCCUAGUGAAGAUCACCUAGCUACACUAAUACCUAGACUCUCUCCUGUUAUUCCAAAGAUUCUAAGCCUUAAAAUUGGGCCUACAAGUAUUGGAUGUGUGGAUAAUCUCACUAAGACUAAGUUUGAAGUAUCUUUACAAAGUUUACUGGUAAAUUCCCGAUUUAGUGCAGCAUCAGUAGCGGUUAGUGCUGUCGGUGCAGAAGUUAUGAGACUACCCCAAGUUUAUGUCGCUCUGCAGGCGGACGGUUUGCGGCUGUCUGCCAAAGACAGUACAUUAAUAUUUUUAAAUAAAGUCAAGCUGGAUGCCAAGCUUGAAAAAGGCACGCUAAAUCUUUACCUCAUAAUUAGUACUUUGAACGUCACAUACGAGCAUAGUAACGUGUUUUUGUGGUACUCCAGUAUAUUGCAAAGAAUAAAAAAGGCAAAGGCCAUGAAGUUAUCACAAUUUACACAAAAAACAUGGAACGCUGAAGCGUGGUGGUCCCGAAUGUCACGUAGCUGCGCGUUACAAGGUUGCGCGGAGUUGCGAAGUGUAUUAAUACGAUGUGGCCGCGAUAUUGCUGCCUUUGGAGCUGGAUGUAGUGGGCUUAAAGUCAAGUUUGAUCAGCUGCUGGAUACAACCGAAGAAACGUAUACCUGUUGCGGUCGUCAAUGGAGCGCGGAGCUGUUAGUGGACGGCGGCUGGGCGGGGGCGGGACGAGGGGCGGGGCCACCGAGACGAGCCCAUCAUUGGGGCUCACACGUGCUUGCUGUUGCACUUGUUAAGUGGGCCUCACAUGCGCCUAGACAGUCAAAGGUGGAAGCAAUGAUGGACUGUCUGCGAUUAGAAUGGAGCCCGUCGCUCGCGCAAUCUAUACUAACUUUCGUUGACUGUAUGAACGAAUAUAGAGGGUUUAUAGAGAAAUCACCUACAGACUCCACACCGACUUCCCAUGAUAUCACUAUGAAUGUGGCUCUAUCGCACAUUAACCUGUUCCUCAUAGUCAGUGAUACAGUUUGCUUAAUGACGAGAAUCGAUGCGGUAACUUUUGAGAAAAGCAAAAAUAAAACGGGGGCUGUGGUUUCUGGACUGAAGAUGGUGGAAAUCGUUCCGUUUCAAGGCAACGUACACUGUCACCGAAGUGAUGAAAUACCAUCAUCGUUCUUCCACGUGAAGUUAGCAAGGAUUGAACGCGUACCGAACAUCGAACGAAAUUCUCUUCUGCUAGAUUUUCAAUUCUUAGAAAAUGUUGAGUUUGAAUGGAGCCCUAAUUUACAUCUGAAGAUUUUAACAUUUAUUAGAGCGUUUAGAGGGUUCAGGCAUGAAAUUAAAGACAGAAGAGAGAGCACUGGUGUUUCGCGAAAGAAAGAGAUGGCGAAGGAUUGGAGAGUGUCGUUUAAGACUGAAACUAAUUUAGGUUUAGCGUUGUCUAAGGAUAAUAGUAUGGUGUUUUCAACAGAUGACAUGACGAUAUCAUAUGACCACGAAAUAGGCCUGUCAAUAGUCUGGAGUCACUUGAAGAUGAUUUUGAAUGGGGACGAAAUAGUAACCAUAGAGGGAUACUCCCAGGAACGUGUAUCUGAUGAUCCUGAUAUACGAAUUGAAAGAAAGGCAAAUGACGGAUUCGUGCUCUCGUGGAACAAAGUUUGGGCCGUCAAUAUAGAAUCAAUCCGCGUGAUAUUCCCAUACAAGCACCGAUUUGCUGAAGCUGUUCAAGGAGAUUUUGUGUCCCUCUUCAAAUGGUUAAAACACGUACACGGCAUUAAAAAGAAAUCCUUUACGCUGGAUAGUCCAUUGCCAAGUGAUCUUCAUAUAAAGAUCGAUGAAAUACUUAUUGAAAUGAGUGAUGACCCAUUCGAAGUCAAACUUCGAGACAACUACGAGUUACUCGAAGAUGAAUACAAGGAAAGUCAGAAGCGGCGAACCAUGUUGGAUGCAAAGGUACAAGAGCUAUGCAAGCCCCACCUGUUUCUCCCAGCCGGAAAAGUGGAGGAACUAUACUCCGCGCUUCGGCAAAAAGACGCUCAGAUCUACGUUCAAAGAUGUAGGGCUGCGCCCCCGCCCCGCAGUCGCCUCGUGGCCUGCUGCCUAUCAGGCUUCUCGUUGUUGGCCCUCGCUGACCCAUCGAUGCAUGGAGCGCAGAAUGCCACCCAGAAGCUGAGGGAGAUCGACGCUGAUAGUCCCUGGCCGGAAGAGGGCAUAGAGUUCAGUACUCUCUGGUGCCGAAUGAUAAACGUAUCUGUGGUGCUAUGGCAACUGCGACUGCGCGACUUUCCGCAGCCAUUGCUUAGUAUGAGUGAAAUGCGGCUUUGGGGCACCAUGCUGGCUGCAGAAGAAUCUGCUCCUCCAAGAGCCGUUCGCACAGUAGUGAUAGACCAAGGUGCCCCGUGGGGUGAGUUUGAGCUAGAACGUAGCAUGAUGCCGCUGAAGUGGUAUUAUGAUUUGUGCUGCGAAAUGACGGAAUAUAGCUACGCUUUCGGACCUUGCUGGGAGCCUGUUAUUGCCCAUUGUAAUUUAGCCUUCGACCAAGUUUCCCGUCCGUCCUUGGAUCCAUCGGCACCUUUGACUUGGUGGGACAAAGUACGUCUUCUUUUCCACGGACGACUCACUCUCAACUGCAGUAAAUUCACGUGUCUACUCCACGUCUCCCUAGACCCUUAUAACACUACAGAAGAGAUGGAGGUUACUUGGAGUGACUUGGUGUUAGACUGGACCAAUGGCAAGUUAGGAUUCCUGGGUGAGCUAAAGGUCUUCGUUCGUACUGCCAGCAAAUAUGACGAUUGUCGUGUAUUACGUGUUCCCGGAUUGCGGCUCAGUAUAAAACUGGGUUGGCAGUGUGUGGGUGAUCCACGGGACCAUCACGCUGUAGCCCCUUGUGCGCCAACAAGACUACCAGAAUAUUCUAGUAAUCAGGAACAUGACUCAUAUAGAGCAUUUCGCUCACAAGGUUUGGAUCUGCACUUAAGUAUGGACACGAAGCCGAUGGAGGAUGAUGGACCGGUUUUACUUUUAUAUGGCAGCACGCUUAGGUGGUUUGAAAGCCUGAAGCUGAUUUUGUCUGGUACUACUCGACCGACCCGCCGUGGACGUGUGUUCAAAAACAUGAAGCCGAGGAAACCUCAGCUAUCGCGACAUUAUCGAAAUGUCGCUGUCUCGCUCACUUUACACAACUUACAGGUGUUUUACUGGUCAUCAUCGUCAAUGCAGCGUGGUAUAGAGAUGUUAGGCGUACGUGUGACGUGUGGUUCUCGUCACCGCUUGUCACUUGUACCGGGCUCUGAUUCGCUGAUACGACGCGCACGUGCCGUCUGGGCAACAUUGUACAUGAAUUGCGACCUUAACGACGUAGAGAUAUGGCUCAAAACACCGGCGCAACAGGCGCACGAGGAAAAGGCUGACGAUGAGAGAGAUAUGCUCUGCCCUCCUGCUAUGGAGAAAUGCUAUUGCCUGUCUGUACGGCGUGUGUCGUAUGGGCGCGAAGCUAGCGGGGCUGGUUCGACUCCUGCGCCUACGCAUCGACUUGCAGUACACGAUCUACGUGGAGCCUGGACUAAACUUAACCGGGAUCUUGCAUUUGCUCUUAUCGAUACGUAUAUUAAGACACAGCAAUUAAAGAAAAAUCUAUCUACCAAAGCAUUGAAGGAAGAAGAAAAGCCGACAACAUCGCCUAAACAUCAGCGAGAUACCGACGUAGUAUCGCCACCGCCUGCCUCGACACAGGGGGGCAGCGGUGGUAGCGGAUCAUGCGCGGAAGGUAUGUUGGCGGCAUUAGUGGCAGAGGCAGGUGAGGCAGGGGGUGAAGCACCCGUCGUGUUCAGUGACGAGUUGGCCGGGGCUGAGGGAGACGCCCCGCCCCCACACCCACCUCAUUUGAGGCAUGUGCUGGAUGACGAUACUGCGCAUACUGCGUGUCUCAUUGAAUUAGUGAACUCCCAAGUGGUGCUAAAAGGUUGUGAGACGCGUGGAUACGUGAUACUUUGUGCGGCACGUGCGGAAGUACGUCAACGUGUACGUCGCGCGCCCGCAGCAACGGCUUGGAGCGGCGCACUGUCCGCUAUGCAGUACUAUGCUACGGUCAGCGCAGCAGAUCGAGAUCAGCUUGAUGAAAACAUUCAAUGGGUGUCAGUAGAGGAGAUUGAAGAGAGAUGGUCAGGUGCGGAAAUUAGUACGUUGCCGGACGUCCCGCGACUCGUUGGUAGCGGCCACUCGGCUGGCAGUGUUAUUGGCAUGACUGUCGGACCUUCUGCUGACACUGGUUUAGCUCAGUUACAAAGGAUAGUAUCUCGGUGUGCUUGCGAGUUCUACUACGUGUCCCAAGAAAGUGAGAGCAGUACUAACACGGGAGCUGGAUGGGCGUCUGCGCCUGAGCCAUACGACUCCUUCACCCUCAUGCAUCACGAUCUUGAUGUCUGCACUAAUUCAUUACAGUACGCAAUGUUGUUGGACGUGAUAAAUAAUGUAGUACUUCACGUGGAGCCUGAAAGACGUCGAGCUUUAGAACGGCGCGCGCGCAUGCGUUUCCAACUACAGUUGCAUCGCGACACAGAUCCUAGACAUCUCAUACACAAGUUGCAGACUCAGGUAAGAGAGACACUGGCCCGUCUCCGUCGGUUAGAAAAGGAAUAUUAUUUGAAGAAUCGAUCCAUAACUGGUAACGACCCUUUAGCUCUGGCUGAGUUGAAGAGUUUGGAUGAUCAGGUAAAUGAAUGCAAGGAAACAGCAUGGUCCCUAGGCGAAGAGCUAGAUGCAAUGGUACGCGCGUGGCGUGAAGCGGGUUGCGCUACACGCGCGCCUGCGCCGCGAUCGCCGCACGCGCCGCCUCAUCGCUAUAAUGAGAUAUGCUUUAAGUCUGCCCGUUGGAGACUCACUGAUGCAGAUGGGCAGCUGGGCAUUGCUGAUCUGCUGCUUACCAACUUCUUGUAUACGAAAACUUCCCGAUCAGAUGACUCUGUGGAACAUCAACUAGAGUUGGGUUAUGUUCGAGUUACGAAUCUUCUGCCUAAUGAACCAUUCCCCGAGGUCUUAGUACCUCAAGCAGCGUCUGGUCGUGCACCAUUAGCUCGUCGCGCGGCGUUACGCGUCUUCUGCCGAGAUCGACCACCCGUAGGCGGAAUAUCUGUGAAAGAACAUUUUGAAGUCAACAUUGUGCCCAUUCGGAUUGGUAUGACAAAGAAGUUCUUCAACACAAUGUUGAAGUUUUGCUUCCCGGAACGAGAUCCAGACGCCAUGGAGGAAGGGGAAGAAGAGGCUGGGGAAGGUGCGUCAGGGAGAAAUAGCGGAACGCUGGUCUCGAAGAAGUCGCGAAAGAAGAACAAGGAUUCCAACUCUAACUUCUACGUCAAGCGGGAUAAGAAGGAUAAAGACGAUGUUGAGAAAAUGAAGGAGCGCGCAGAGAAGAACAAACUUUUCAUCUACAUUAAGAUUCCUGAAGUGCCCGUACGUGUGUCAUACAAGGGCAGCAAGGAGAAGAACUUGGAAGACGUACGGGACCUGCCACUGCUACUGCCCACGCUGGAGUACCACAAUGUCACCUGGACCUGGCUUGAUCUCUUGUUGGCUACGAAGAACGACACACGCCGAGUUCUGCUAUCACAAGCGAUUAGACAGAAAUUACAGCUCCACCGACGAGCUCCCGCUGCCCCUGAACCUUUGGAAGAAGAUAAGGCCAGAUUACUUCUAGGAGAUAGAACUGUAGCUGAAAACAAGCCUCAGAAGAAAAGUGUUCCUAGCGUGUUUAAGUUCUCCAAAUCAUAGCUAAGGGGUAAUAAAUGACCACUUUCACUUAAUUCCAUGUACGAUGACUGCAUUAUACAUUAAGUUAUUAAAAUAAAGUAUAAGUUUACUUAAUUCUUAUGUGAAGAAGUCGCUAACAUUUGGUAAAUAUUUUACCAAAUAAAAAAUAUUAUAACCAUAAUGGUAGCUUUACCGUUGAGUAUAUAUUUGAGAUGGACUGCGUUAGCCUGCGCAAGCGCAAGUCCGUAUUUUGGCUCUUUGAAAGUUUGAAUGGUGAAUACAGGAUUUUAUUAUAAAAUCGUAACAAAUCGAAAAUUUUACACGAUGCUUUUACGUACGUGAGUAGUGUCGGGUUAGUGGCUGCAGCGACUCCGUGAGGUCUUAGGUUCGAACCUCGGCAGUGCACGAGUUCGUGUGUUAGGCACAGAAAGCUGAUCACCAACUUGCCUAGGAAAAAGUGAAACAGACACAUACAUCUCAGACCUGAAAUAUUAUAUCGCCAAUAGUUUUAUUUGUAACACACAAUUAGGUGCUAUGCCAAUGAGUGCAAACUUCGUCUGAGCGCAAAAAAAAUUGGUUUAUAAAGAACUCUUAUUUACAAGAAUUAAUCAGUCUAGUUAAUCAAGUACUAUCAAAAGUCCCUGAUUCAGAUUUAUUUAAUUUCAAAUUUAUUGCAGCAA